AUGACAGUGUCUAAUCGAACGAGAUCUAAAGCGGGUAACUAUACAGAGGCGGGCGUGUCGAAACGCAAGUUACGCAGUGGAGGCGAAUCCGAAGAACAUCACAAGGGCCCUCUGCUGUGCCUAGCAUUCGGAGAGCACAUAUUUUCUCCGGAGGGCUGGAUACUUGGCUCAGCGGCGGACACUGACACCUGUGACCUCCAGCUCGCUAAGGACAACACGACCGGUAUAAGCAGACGGCACUUCCGAAUCGAUACACAUCCAAUCACGUGCAACCCGAGAUUGACGGUAUUGUUUGCGGGUGCUAUCCGCCUCGUCGAUGAGGACUGCAUGGUAUCCCUCUGCCAAGGAAGGUCCAUAGAUAUUUCCCGCAUGGCCACCAUCGACUUCGGGGCUAUCACUACUGAGGACGAGAUGUACAGAAGAAAGGCUCUGGAUUGGAGCAGGGAAGUCCUCGCUUCCUUGCCCAGGUCUUUCCCUCCGCUGAACGCCAAAGGAACGACUGCCUCCGUUAUGCUCGUGGAAGAACGAAUAUCCGGGGCAGUAUUUGGUGCUAAAGAGCCGUACUAUAACACCAAUGGCGACUUCGGCAAGGUGAGAAACCGGUGGGAGGAACUAAGAAGGGAGUAUGAGAAUCAUCAUAUUAGAUCAUAUGAGCAAUUACUUUUUGCCUCAGUAUUGUGGUGA
Messenger RNA from Durotheca rogersii, 684 nucleotides. RefSeq lists its product as uncharacterized. The record is from RefSeq and is a predicted model, not a curated record. Lineage: Eukaryota; Fungi; Ascomycota; Sordariomycetes; Xylariales; Xylariaceae. The transcript is spliced from 4 exons. Gene Ontology annotation, molecular function: protein binding. The coding region runs from base 1 to 684 and encodes 227 amino acids.